CAGAGCAGAAACUUUGUCUGAGUUGCCCAUCUUUUUAUUAUAUAUACAUGUAUAUAUCAUACAUCAUUCUUUUUUCUAAGCUAAAGUUAUACAUGUAGACUAUAUGCUUUUUUUUUUUUUUUCUUGUAGUCAUCAUCCGACCGGGCAUCAAUGCUCAAAUAGACCCGGAACCUUGCUUACUUGGGUUCUAUUAUUGUGUUCUUUGACCAUGUCAUCUUGUCUUGUCCUGACCGAUUUUCUUUUAUCCCUCCACGGAAUAAGAACCGUUUAUCUCUUCAUGUUCGUCAUUAAUUCUUUUUUGCAUCCUUUGCGGACCUUGAUCCAUUUAUGGUGUUUGAUCUUCAUUUCAGUUUAUCAGCAUCGUCUUUUUUUUUUCUUUUUUUUUUUUUUUCCCCCUCUCUUUUUUUUUCUGGGUUUUCCUGUUUCAUAUCAUUACUCUUACUCUUGGGGGCCUGUAUGUGAAGUAAGGUGGUCAUUAAUAGCCCGAUCUUGAGUAAAGUCGGUCAGGGAUCUGAUAAAGAAGAUUGGGCUUUCUCUUUCCCUCUCUUCUCUCUUUUUCCUCCCUUUGUCUUUGGCUGCGCUUCUCACGGCUCUUAAUUCACGCGUGUUUUCGGAAGAAGUAUGUGUGUAACAUGCAGUUCAUGUACACCUUGAGAAGUAUCCACAUUCAAUUCAAUAAUAUAUAUUUAUAUAUUUAUAUUUCUUUACUGAGACAGAAGCAUGCAGAUCAACCAACCUGUUAUCAACUAUAAAAUCCAACAAUAUAAUCCUUCAC
Messenger RNA from Lobosporangium transversale, 775 nucleotides. RefSeq lists its product as hypothetical. The transcript has a single exon. Bases 104 to 493 code for a protein of 129 amino acids. Lineage: Eukaryota; Fungi; Mortierellomycota; Mortierellomycetes; Mortierellales; Mortierellaceae. The record is from RefSeq and is a predicted model, not a curated record.